AAAAGAGGAGAAAACAUAUAUUGAAUAAAAAAAGGAAAAAACCCAAAAAAAAAAAAAAAAAAAAAAGGAAAUCAGAUUCGAUCACAUCGCAAAAAACCCCUCCCCACUCUCGAUCUUCACACCCACAUUCAAUAAAUUCAAAAAAAAUUUAACCUUUUUUCUGGUUUACCCUUUUCUUUUUUUCCCCCAUUCCCUUUUUAGGGUUUCGAUUUUUUUUAAUUUAUCUCACGGUUUAACAGAAUUUUUUUUUUCCCACAAAUUUCGAAGCUACCCAUUUGUCUCCAUUGUUUGUGAUUGAACGGAGUAGAGAAAAUGGUUACAAAAGAAGCUGAUCGCUAGGAAGGUGUUUAUUUUCAAGAUUUUUGUUGUCUCUUUUGGGUUACGUAAUUGAUUCUAUUGAAAAGGCGGCUGCCAAAUGUUUGCUUCGGAUAUGAAUCCGGCCCGGGAUGCUGGCAGAGUAACAACCGCGGGCAUGGUGCUGUUUCCAAUUCAAUUUACGUGGCCGCAUGGUGGGAGAAGUGUGUUCCUCUCUGGCUCUUUCAAUAGGUGGACCGAGCUCGUGCCAAUGUCACAGGUUGAAGGUUGCCCCAAUGUGUUUCAAGCCGUCUGUGCCGUGCCACAUGGUUGCCAUGAGUACAAGUUUCUUGUUGAUGGUGAAUGGCGACAUGAUGAACGACAACCUCACAGGAAUGGCGAAUAUGGAAUAGUUAACACUUUUGACACUCUACCUGUACCUGCAGAGGUCCCUCAGGUACAACCUCGUUCAGAAAUACUGAGUAACAUGGAUGUGGAUAAUGGUCUCACGAAUCGAAUUUCAGCUGUUACAUUGAAUCAAGCAAUGCCUAGGAUUUUAGAACAGGAUUUACAGGCCUCCUGUCAUCGUAUCUCUGUAUUCUUGGCAGCACAUACUGCUUAUGAGUUACUACCUGAGUCAGGCAAGGUUGUUGCCUUGGAUGUUGAUUUACCUGUAAAACAAGCAUUUCAUAUUCUGUCCGAGCAGGGUAUCCCUACGGCUCCUCUUUGGGACUUCAGCAAGGGGAAAUUUGUUGGAGUUCUUAGUGCUUUGGAUUUCAUAUUGAUUCUGAGAGAGCUUGGAAAUCAUGGAUCAAAUUUGACAGAGGAAGAGCUUGAAACACACACUAUUUCUGCUUGGAAAGAGGGAAAGGCAUACAUGAAUGGGCAAGUUGAUGGGCAUGGGAGACCAAUUUCAAGACAUCUCAUCCAUGCUGGACCAUAUGAUAAUUUGAAGGAUGUAGCUUUGAAACUUUUGCAAAAUGGAGUAGCUACGGUUCCUAUUAUUCAUUCAUCCUCAGAAGAUGGUUUAUUUCCCCAAUUAUUACAUCUUGCUUCUCUCUCUGGAAUACUAAAAUUCAUAUGCAGGUAUUUUAAACAUUGUUCUGGCUCUUCGCCCAUACUACAAUUACCAAUUUAUGCAAUCCCUCUGGGUACAUGGGUUCCAAGAAUUGGAGAAUCUAGCAGUCGGCCAUUUGCAAUGCUGAGACCUACUGCUUCUCUUAGUUCAGCACUAAAUAUGCUAGUUCAAGCUCAAGUAAGUUCAAUUCCUAUAGUUGAUGAUAAUGACUCGUUGUUGGACAUAUAUUGUCGGAGUGAUAUAACAGCUUUGGCAAAAGGCAGAGCUUAUACACAUAAUCUCAAUGAAAUGACUGUAUAUCAGGCAUUGCAGUUGGGGCAAGAUUCUAACACUCCUUUUGAGACAAGAAGUCAAAGAUGUCAAAUGUGUUUGCGCACUGAUACAUUGCUUAAAGUGAUGGAACAAUUGGCAAAUCCUGGAGUUAGACGGCUUGUUAUAGUGGAGGCUGGCAGUAACCGUGUAGAAGGCAUUGUCUCACUUACUGACAUUUUCAGGUUCUUGCUUGGUUAGUUUGAAGUAAUUGCAGAUGACCUAUCUAGGAGGGGGGGUUUUGCAGUGGCUUUUGGACUCCCAUGUCUUGUGGGCACCAUUCCUUGCCCCGGUGUUCUAAAUAGACUGCAGUACUUCACACCGGUGAUCGGAUCUCAUUCAACCAUUGGAUUUGGCCUCUUGCUUUUGUUGCCUGCUUUUUAGAAUUUUAGGCCAAAGAAAGAGGCAUGUAAUUUAAGAGGACUCUAUUCUCUUUCAAAUUUGUUCGGUCUCCCCCUUGCACAUGUUGUUAUCAGAGUAUUAAACCCAUUGUGUCACCAAAUGUAGAUGCCAUUAUCUGUGGGGAGCAUGUGACCUGUAAUAGUUUUAAUUGUUGCUUCAAAGUUAUAAGUAAAGAGAUGGGGAGGAGAAACACUGAAUGAUUAUUGAUUAUUCUGUACAAUGCCUGCUUCAUUUUCGGUCUCA
Theobroma umbraticum is the source of this 2326-nucleotide messenger RNA. Its product is annotated as sucrose nonfermenting 4-like protein. Lineage: Eukaryota; Viridiplantae; Streptophyta; Magnoliopsida; Malvales; Malvaceae. The record is from RefSeq and is a predicted model, not a curated record.